GCACGUCGAGCCGUCAGCCCAGAGUCCGACGACUCACAUAAGGAGAAUACUGGCCCAAUGGCCGAUGAACACGGCCACUCGGUGAAGCUGGAGAAGCAGAGUUCGAAGCGAGAGAACUUACGCGCUCCCACUCAGCGGCGGGCUGUCGACGCGCAAGACGAAGCGGAGCAGGACGAGCAAGCUACCCAUGAGGAACGGGAUGAUGAUGAUGAAAAAGAUGACGACGACGAGGACGAAGACGAGCAGGGAGCUGGUUCUCCUAGGGGUAACAAACGAGCCAGGAUCAAUACCGACGGUGACGGCCGGCCAAUCAAGAGUGAAAGCAAGGGAAAGCAGAGAGAGUAUAUGGAACUGCCACGAGAUGACGACGGAUACAUUCCGGGAUCCAUCGUUCGUGUCCAGCUCCAUAACUUCGUAACCUAUGACUACGUCGAGUUCAACCCCGGUCCGUACUUGAAUAUGAUCCUCGGCCCUAAUGGUACCGGAAAGAGUAGUAUAGCAUGUGCUCUCUGCAUUGGGCUGAACUUCCCUACCAGUAUCCUCGGCCGUGCAUCCGAGUUGAACUCUUUCGUGAAGCUCGGCACCGACAAAGGUUAUGUAGAGAUCGAGCUCAAGGGCAAGAAGGGUCAAGGCAACUUGACCAUCCGACGGAACCUGUCCGCGGACUCAAAAGGAUCUUCGUUCUCUAUUAAUGGUCAGCCUGCAAGCGGCAAGGAGGUGACAAGCAGGAUUGGAGACUUGAACGUUCAAGUUGGGAACUUGUGUUCUUUCUUGCCGCAAGAUAAGGUCGCAGAGUUCGCGAGGAUGAGCCCUCAAGAGCUGCUGCGUCAGACCGAGAAAGCCGCCGGAAACGAGAAUCUCAGCGCAUGGCACGAUACGCUUAUCAGUUCCGGCAAGGAAGCAUCCCAGCUUAAAGAGAUGCUCGCAGGCGAGAAAGCGCAGUUACAGACGAUGGAAGAACGUAAUGAUAUGCUCAAGAAGGACGUCGAGCGGUACAAUGAACGCAAGAAGAUCGAGCAACGGAUUGCAGUCCUGGAGCUUAUUUUGCCCGUCAAGGAGUAUAGCGAGGCCUUCAAAAGGUAUCAGGAGACGAAGGCCGAACAGAGGCGGCUGCAUGCGGAGGUCCAGCGGCUCAAAAAUCGGAAUGCGCCUGCCCAUGACUUGUUGGAGAAGCUCAAGAAGCGCUACAAGAAGCUUAACCAGGACAGAGAGGACAAGAAGAAAGUCGCGCGCUCCAAGUUCGAGGCAAUGAGGAAGAAGUACGAUGAUGGAGACGCAUUGGAAACUGAAGUUCAAAACCUGAUGAAUAAGCUGGACAACUUGAAGAAAGAAGAGAGGGAGAUUGCCAAGAACAUAGCGGAACUCGAGCGUAAAAUCGAGAAGCUUGAUCACGACAUUGCCAACCCGCCAGACACGGAAGAUAUUGAUGCUCUCAAUGCAGAAUUGAAACUAAACGCCCAAGGCCAGAGGGAGCUCGCCGCGAAGCAGUCACAACUGCAGGACCGUCAAAGGACUCAUGCCGAUGAAGUCGCGAAGUGGAAAGCUGAUAUCAGUAACGCGCAGCAAGGUAUAAAUCGCCUUAACGACGUCCACCACCAGAAACUGCAGGCACUGGCAAGAUGGGAUAGAGACUGCGCCGAGACAAUCGAGUGGCUUAGGCAAAACCAGCAUAGAUUCAAGAUGCCGAUCAUCGAGCCCGCUGCAAUCAGUUGUACAGUGCCCAAUAAAGCAUAUGCGACGGCCGUCGAAGCCUGUUUCGGUGCCACACAGAUGAAGACCUUCGUUGCUCAAUGCGAAGAAGACUAUGAACUUCUGAAUCACCUUGUUAUCGAUACAGAUAAAGCUCUUGGCCGGAGGGCACGAGUCCCUACUUGGUUCCGCCCUCAUUCGGAGGCAAGCCUUGUACCACCACCCUUGAGUCCAGAAGAAAUGGCCGCCAUGCACUUUGAUGGCUACGCGAUCGACUACGUCGAUUGCCCUGAAGGCUUGAAGUGGUACUUGAAGAAGGAAAUGCAGCUGCACCGGACGGCCAUUGCUCUGGACGGCAGUAAAGUCCCUGUUGCUCAAGCCAUGGACCUGGUUUCUCGUCUCGGACCUCGUGGCGAAGGCGGCGGUGCCAGUUUCAUCGCUGGCAUGACCAUGAACCGGGUCGCCCGGUCAAGAUACGGGAAGCGACUGCCUCAGAACAGCACCGGCGACAUUAGACCGGCCAGGAACUUUGCACAGGCUUCUGUUGAUCAAGAACAAAUGCGACGUCUCGAUCGACAAAUAGCUACCGCCCGAGAGAACCUGGCAAGGCUUGAUGAACAAGUCAAGGAGCUCACGGACUUCGAGGCCCAGAUCCAAGCGGAAGGCAAGGAGAAGAAAGCCGUGCAUGACGAUCUGGUAGCCCGGAAACGAGCCAUCCAAGAAAUUCAGACCAAACUGCAGCGGAUGCGACUCAACCGAGAUAAUGCCCAAACGCGGCUCGAGGAGUUACGCAAUAAGCCCCCGAUGACUGAACGUCGGAAGGAGCUCAAGCAGAAAAUUCUGGUUAAUUGUCAGAAACGAGCUAAGCUUGCCCGAGAAUACAAUGAUCUUGCCCGUGCUGCUAUCAAGGAACAAUCCGACGCCACCCGAAUAGGCUUGCAAUACCUCCAAACUGGCUCGAAUAUCUCUGCCCUGGAAGCGCUGGUCAAACAGCACGAUGAGGAGUUCGACAAGACGCUCGACGAAUAUACCAAAGCCGAGAAGCUGUUCCUAGCCGCCAAGGCGGAGUCUAAGGAGAAGUUGGACAUAAGCAAGGCAAGAUUGGAUGCCGCUGACGACGAGAUCCGAGAGCGCUUCCGGGAGAUGGAGCAGUCCGGACAAGUAAAUCAGAAGAGCGUGGAGGAUAUCCAGACAGAUCUAGAAACUCAGCGCGCUGAGUUGUCCAUGAACCUGAACACUAACGCUUCGGUCAUCGAGCAGUACGAGAGGAGGAAGGAGGAGAUAGAGAGUUUGAGUCAAAAAAUCGAGCAGCGUGAGAGAAGGAUAGCAAAGAUCGAGAGAGCAAUCAAAGCCGCGCAGGAUAACUGGGAACCUGCACUGGAAAGACUGGUUAAUAGUAUUGGGACGAAGUUCUCCGCUGCUUUCGACAGGAUCGGUUGCGCUGGUGAAAUCAGAAUCAGCCGCGACGAAGACUUCGAGAAAUGGGCCAUUGAUAUCCUUGUCAAGUUCCGGGAUAGCGAGAAGUUGCAGCUAUUGACAGGUCAAAGACAGUCUGGCGGGGAACGUUCUCUGACUACGAUUAUGUACCUCAUGAGCUUGACUGAAGAAGCACGGGCGCCAUUCUCACUGGUUGACGAGAUCAAUCAGGGUAUGGAUGCACGCGCCGAGCGGGCCGUUCACAACGAACUCGUCGAAGUCACCUGCAAACCCGACAGCCGGCAGUAUUUCCUCAUUACCCCCAAGCUCCUUCCAGAUCUGCGGUACGAUGAACGUAUGAAGGUUCUCUGCGUAAACAAUGGCGAGUGGUUGCCCGAGGAGAGAGGCUUGGGCAACAUGAACAACUUGAUCGACACGUUCCUACAGCGUCGUAGCCGUUCCAACGCCAGUGCAUAGAGGACUUAUGCUACCACUGACACGGCGGGCAAAGCAGG
This is a messenger RNA of Gloeophyllum trabeum ATCC 11539, 3620 nucleotides long. RefSeq names its product P-loop containing nucleoside triphosphate hydrolase protein. Gene Ontology annotation, cellular component: Smc5-Smc6 complex. Bases 58 to 3582 code for a protein of 1174 amino acids. The record is from RefSeq and is a predicted model, not a curated record. The transcript has 24 exons. NCBI's taxonomy places the organism in Eukaryota, Fungi, Basidiomycota, Agaricomycetes, Gloeophyllales, Gloeophyllaceae. Gene Ontology annotation, molecular function: ATP binding; ATP hydrolysis activity. Gene Ontology annotation, biological process: double-strand break repair via homologous recombination.